Thalassophryne amazonica is the source of this 2711-nucleotide messenger RNA. RefSeq names its product sphingosine-1-phosphate receptor 5a (gene s1pr5a). Bases 450 to 1655 code for a protein of 401 amino acids. Gene Ontology annotation, biological process: G protein-coupled receptor signaling pathway. Gene Ontology annotation, cellular component: membrane. The record is from RefSeq and is a predicted model, not a curated record. The transcript has 2 exons. Gene Ontology annotation, molecular function: sphingosine-1-phosphate receptor activity. NCBI's taxonomy places the organism in Eukaryota, Metazoa, Chordata, Actinopteri, Batrachoidiformes, Batrachoididae.
AGGACAAACAGGAGGACGCAGCGGGUCAGACUGGGAGGGAGCAAAAACUGUUGAAGGGCAAAAUCAUUAUAGACCAGCCCACUGCGUGUCGAGUCCUGCCCUGCUGUUCCCACAGAACACUCGGAUGUCACUCUGGCACACUGCGAUCGACACAGUUUGUCGGUGGAAUAACGACUGACGGCUUCCAAAAUCUUAAAAGGUUGGCUCUGGUCGCCUCCUAGUGUGAAGUCCAGGCAUUGAAAAGAUUUGAUUUUAUUUGGAGCAAAAAAAUAUUUAAAACCACAGGAAAUCCUGUUUGAACAAGUCGACAGCCAAUCGCUUCCACUUGGAAUCUGACUCUUGACAAAGCAGCAAUAAUGGACAACCUGAGGACUAUGUGACAGCAGGUUUCAAAAACACAUCAGAAAAGGUCAGGAGAGCACGGCUGCAGAAAAUAGACCCCCCAUAAAAUGGUAACUGAGUCUUUCCAUGCUGCCUACGCUGCUGAGGCUUCAUCUGCAUUCCCAAUGACUGUCACAAGUGGCAACCUGCUCAGGAUGUUUCGAGAGUACCAGAGCAACGCAGUCAUCAUAGAACACUACAACUAUACUGGCAAACUCAAGGAGAACAAGUACAAGAAUGGACUCAAACCAGAGGCUAUAGCAUUCCUACUGGUCUGCCUGCUCAUCGUCCUGGAGAACGCUGUGGUGCUGCUGGCUAUCUGGAAGAACAAGAAGUUCCAUCUGCCAAUGUACUAUUUAUUGGGCAACUUGACUCUUUCUGACCUGCUGGCAGGUUUCACCUACAUGGUUAACAUUAUAACAUCUGGGGCCAACACAUUAAACAUGACCCCAGUGCUGUGGUUCCUGAGGGAAGGCGGCGUGUUCAUCAUGUUGGCCGCCUCCGUCAUCAGCUUGCUGGCCAUCGCCAUAGAGCGUCACGUUACCAUGGUGAGAAUGAAGCCGUACCAGGGGGACAAACAAGGUCGUAUGUUUGCUCUGAUUGCAGGAAGCUGGGUUCUGUCAGUGUUUUUAGGCAUCCUGCCUGUUCUUGGGUGGAACUGUAUGGGGCGGCUGAACCAGUGCUCCACAGUCCUCCCGCUCUAUGCCAAGAGUUACAUCCUCUUCUGCAUCACCAUCUUCAGUGCCAUCCUCAUGUCCAUAGUGGUGCUCUACGUUCGCAUCUUCCGCAUUGUCAAAUUCAACACGCAGCGCCUCGGCUCAGGUUCACAGCGCAAAGGUCUGAGCCGCAAGUCGCAGAAGUACAUGGCACUGCUGAAGACGGUCACCAUCGUCCUCGGAGUCUUCAUCGCCUGUUGGCUGCCGUUGUUCAUCCUCCUGCUGCUGGACUUCUUCUGCCCAGCCCAAAGCUGCGAAGUGCUCUUUAAGGCAGAUUAUUUCUUGGGCAUUGCCAUUUUCAACUCGCUCCUGAAUCCCAUCAUCUACACGCUGACCAGCAAGGACAUGAGGAAGGCCAUUCUCAGGCUGCUCUGCCAACACUGCCUCAUAACCAAAGAUGGGCAAGUGAAGAAGCUCGGGCUGCCCUUCCUGGACUGCAGUACCAGUAAAACAGACGCAGCCUCACACAGACUGGAGGGAAUAGAGACGACGCUGUCCUCUGGAAACUUAACGCCAUCUACUGUCAAAGUGAUCUACCCUAGGAUUUCUAGAACGUGACAUGCUGGCUCAGUCUGACUUAGUGCUGAGCUCUAAGUCUUAGAUCACCCACACAGCCAGGCUGCUGAGCGGCUUAUGUGCACAAACUGCAGGGUGGAUUGUCCCACUAAUAUUAUGUAUAUAUAUAUGAAGGCAAUGUAUUUGACAGAUGUAGAAAUUUGGUUUCAUUUCUAUUAAUCUGCGAAGUCUCCAACUUUCUGAACAUAUUGUAUAAAUGAAUGCUGUAGUUGACAAAUCUCAGCAGUACAUUUGACACAGAAAGUAUGUGCACCUUGGCACUUAUUAAUCUAGUCAGAGGAAGUUCCUCUGAGAAGAACACCAUUUCAUUAGUGCAGACUGAGCUCUGCGUCUGACUGCGGCUGAAGACCAAGCACGGGAUUUAACCUCAUCUCCUCUCCCUAUGCAGCAUAUAAUGACACGCUGUUAAAAACAUGAAGCAUCCACACCCAAAACCCCUGCUGCCAAAACCAUGUAAUUUCUUUCAUCUGAGUUUUGGUCAGCAGGAAUUUGGGGUAGCGGCCCCCCUCAUCCGAGAUCAGAGGCAGACGCACAGAAGACGUCAUACAGAGGGUUGUGCUGGUUAUCUGGCAGCUUUGCAGGCCCCUUCGACAUGUAACAACAGAUGAUAAAUGACUAAGAGCAAUAAAGUUAGCAGUGGAGGUUUGGUGCCUUCUGCCCGCUUUAAUGGACCCAUCACAUUUUGAAGCUCAUGGGGGGAAAAGGUUUGUUUCUUGUUGGACACUGUGGCUGUAUGUAUGCAAUGAAAUGAUACAGAAUGAAACAGAAACCUGUUACAAACCACAGAAUGCGUGAGCAUCAGUGCCUGGGAGAAUUUCAUUGUGGUAUUACUGAAGAAACAUUGACACUGAUGAUUGUCAUACUGUAUAUAAGUGUAAAGAAAAUAAAAUCUAUUUCUUAUACAGAUUCUUUUUAUACGAUUUAAAUAACUGUAGCCUUUUCUGAUUUUCAGAGCUUUGUAUCAAAAAUUCAUCACUUAACUUAUGUUGGUUUUUAUAACGUGCACUAACUGAAUAAAAUUAAUGAACAAUGAUGACA